Messenger RNA from Epithele typhae, 1260 nucleotides. RefSeq lists its product as uncharacterized. The annotation marks the transcript as partial. The transcript has 2 exons. Lineage: Eukaryota; Fungi; Basidiomycota; Agaricomycetes; Polyporales; Epitheliaceae. The record is from RefSeq and is a predicted model, not a curated record.
GCCAUUGACAACAUCCCACCAGAGCUUCAGGUCAAGAUAUUCUCUGAGGUUUCUCGAAGGCCAUGGCACGAGAUGAAUCCCUCCGUCUCUCAGUCAAGCGACAGCACAUGGCUACGCGCCUUUCGGACGAAAAUUUCGCUUCCUCUUAUCUGCAGAUCUACAUGGUGGGCCGCGUCAAAGGUGCUCUACAAGGACGUUGUCAUCCGACGUAUGGGUCAGUUUUUACCUCUUGCAAGAACCAUGUCUUUCGAACAACCACCAAGUUCCGACUUGCACCUCAUGGUCAAUAGCCUCCGCAUGGACACGUGCAUCGUCUUGCUCGAAGCCGUCGAUGAAUGCCGAGCCGCGCUCGCUACUAUCCUCUCCCGAUGUCCCAAUCUUACCUCGAUCACGCACCGCUCUCAUCCUGCCUUUGACUUUGCCGACGCAUUUCAGCAUUCGGUCGCAUUGACGGACAAUGUGCUCAACCCAACUUGGUUCGUUUCCCCCAGUUCCACCGGAAACGUACUGCUGUCUGUAGUUGGAUCACAGUUGACGCACCUGGACAUCCAUGCCGACCUCUCCAACUCAGCAAGUGUGCAUGCGUUGCACGUGGUCCUGCAACACACACCUUGCCUCCGUGUACUAGUGGCGUGGAGAUGGAACGCGGCACUCAUCUCUGUAGUGAUCAACUCUCACCUACGAGAUGACGGUAUUAUUGAACCGCAUCAUGACUUUCAUACUCUCAUUCUCCCUUCGCUCCUCGAUCUUCGUGUGGAUUGUGGUACCAUGUCCUUCCUCCCGCGUUUUAUCGCCAAGUACUGGACACUACCGAGCCUCCAACAGCUCACCGUCGGAAUCGGCGCCAAUCCCAUGGAUCCGAUGGAGAUAGUCGAACGAUUUGGCGCCGGUCUCCUUUUCCUCCAGUUCAUCCCCGACACAGGAGAUGCCUGCUUCACGCCGGAUCAGCAGGACCGCUUGGAUUCGUAUUGUCCUCUUCUUGAACAUCUUGUCCUCCCCGCCCUCAAACCUGCCGCCAUCGCCCAGCAUCCCAUACGCUCCCCGUCGCUCAAGUGGCUGGACAUAUGGACGGUCCUCCCCAAAGUGUUCUCGGACUACCCCACUCUCUCGUGGCAGACCGGGCUCCGGCCCCUUGUAGUAUCCCCCACGGACAGCGCCGCACCCGUGCUCGCCUCAGUCCGCAUCCUCGACGACUCAGAUGCGUUCGACCUGGAUUGGACGUCAGCGGCGAGGGCAGAGUGGCCGAUGCUCUUCCACCCC